Molecule: messenger RNA, 1270 nt
Organism: Salvia hispanica
Lineage: Eukaryota; Viridiplantae; Streptophyta; Magnoliopsida; Lamiales; Lamiaceae
Product: sugar transporter ERD6-like 7
Biological process (GO): transmembrane transport; carbohydrate transport
Cellular component (GO): membrane
Molecular function (GO): sugar transmembrane transporter activity
Source: RefSeq, a predicted model, not a curated record
AACUCUUAAAAGAUAUUUUAAUUUGUCUGCUGCUUAAUGGCAUCAUCCUAAUGAAGUUAAGAUCAGCACAGCUAGGGAAAAAAAGCAGGACUAAAAUAUUGUUUGGCUGUCACAAAUAGCUUGUUGAUUCCCACAAAUAUCCUUGGCGAUGAUCCACAUGUCCAAGUUGCUUGAAUGCUGUUUUGCUGAGGGCAGUUCUGUCAACAAAAAGAAGGCCAUGGCUGGUAAGCAAGAUGUGGAGAGAGGCGAAAACUGUGAGGGAGAAGAGAUUAGAGCUCCACUUAUUGCAGCACCAAAGGAGGAGAAGCACUCCAAAAAGGAUGAUAGAUGCAUGGUGUAUCUCAGCACAUUUGUUGCAGUUUGUGGCUCUUACGCCUUCGGAUCUUGCGCAGGGUAUUCAUCUCCUACUCAGUUUGCUAUCAGAGAAGAUGUCAACUUAUCCUUAGCUGAGUACUCAUUGUUUGGCUCCAUACUGACUUUUGGAGCGAUGAUUGGGGCAAUCACAAGUGGCAAAAUCGCAGAUUACAUAGGCCGUAAAGGGGCAAUGAUAGUAUCAAGUGGAUUCUGUGCAGCAGGGUGGCUUUCGAUCUACUUUGCCGAGAGUGCUCUGCUUCUUGACAUUGGGAGACUGGCAACUGGAUAUGGGAUGGGAGUCUUUUCUUAUGUGGUUCCGGUGUUCAUAGCUGAGAUCGCCCCAAAGGAUUUAAGAGGAGCUUUGACAACCAUAAAUCAGCUUAUGAUAUGCACUGGAGUAUCUGUAUCCUUCAUCAUAGGCACAUUGCUGACAUGGAGGACUCUAGCAUUAGUAGGCAUAGUUCCUUGUGCUGUUCUGUUAGUAGGUCUCAGCAUCAUCCCAGAGUCUCCGAGAUGGCUGGCAAAGCAAGGAAAACAGAAGGAGUUUGAGUCAUCACUGCGUAGGCUUAGGGGAAAGGAUGCUGAUGUAUCAGCAGAGGCAGCAGAAAUCCAAGACUACAUAGAGACACUGGAGAGGCUUCCAAAAGCCAAACUGCUAGAUUUGUUUCAAAAGCGAUAUUUGAGAUCAGUCACGAUAGGAGUAGGACUAAUGGUGUGCCAACAGUUUGGAGGAAUCAAUGGAGUCUGUUUCUACACAAGCAGUAUCUUCGAGUCUGCAGGAUUCCCAGCUGACCUUGGAACUAUAAUCUACGCGAUUCUUCAGGUGAUAAUCACAGCACUAGGCGCUGCUUUCAUCGAUAGAGCAGGAAGAAAACCUCUUCUAGUGGUAAGUAUCAGUUUUAGCUGUUCAUAAACA